Kwoniella mangroviensis CBS 8507 is the source of this 654-nucleotide messenger RNA. RefSeq lists its product as uncharacterized. The transcript has a single exon. The record is from RefSeq and is a predicted model, not a curated record. NCBI's taxonomy places the organism in Eukaryota, Fungi, Basidiomycota, Tremellomycetes, Tremellales, Cryptococcaceae. Gene Ontology annotation, molecular function: protein binding. Bases 1 to 654 code for a protein of 217 amino acids.
AUGGCUCAUCGAAAAGAUCAUGAUACCUACCCACCACCCAACUGGCCAGAAGGAAUCACCUACCUUACCAAACCCCGCCUAUCUCCCACAUUCCCUCCCCAGCUCAUCCCUCUGAUAUCCCCAAAUGCCAACCCAAAUAGCAAAACAUUCACUCCCAGACCUAUCAAACACCCUUCGAACGUACAUAUCAAACGUAUAGAUCAGGAUGGACAUCCAGCAAAGGGACAAUGUGGUCUAUUCGCCAAAAGCAAGAUAAAAAACGGUGAAUUGAUUAUACCUUAUAUAGGUAUCAUCCAUUCCACUAUCAUCCCUGAUGAUCUCGAUCAAGUCCUACCGGAACAGGAGGAUGAGCAUUCCUCAAGCGAUUAUGAUUUAUCUCUACUCCGCCUUUCAUCUUCCGACAUUCGAAAUCCAUUUCCUGGAAUGCAUAUUUCCAUAGGAGUCGACGCAGCCAGGAAGGGCAAUGCAGCUAGGUUCGUCAAUGAUUAUCGAGGAUUACCAGGUAUCACAGGACCGAAUGCAGAAUUUAGGCUGGGCAGUGGAGAGAGUGGUGAAUUGAGGAUGGAAAUUUGGAGUUUGAAGUGCGGGGUGGGGAAAGGCGAGGAGAUUAGGGUCAGUUAUGGUAAAGGAUGGUGGGGUGCCAGGAAGGGAUGA